Messenger RNA from Haliaeetus leucocephalus (bald eagle), 5778 nucleotides. It is a transcript of the gene COL4A3, whose product is annotated as collagen, type IV, alpha 3 (Goodpasture antigen). The transcript is spliced from 51 exons. NCBI's taxonomy places the organism in Eukaryota, Metazoa, Chordata, Aves, Accipitriformes, Accipitridae. The coding region runs from base 1 to 5778 and encodes 1925 amino acids. Gene Ontology annotation, molecular function: extracellular matrix structural constituent. The record is from RefSeq and is a predicted model, not a curated record. Gene Ontology annotation, cellular component: collagen trimer; basement membrane.
AUGCCUCCCGAAGCCAGACAGAUGUUGCCUAUGUACUCAAAUCAGCACAAGACUGUUAGAGGCGACCCCGCUCCGGGAGGGCCCGAGCCGCGUCCUCGCUGGGGUGGUGCCCGGGCGGGUCCCCGUCCCCGCUGCCGCCGCGCAGCCCCGAGGCCGUUCGGGCGGCGCCCACCAACCUGCGCCCUCGCGGCGCCGCGGGAGAAGCGGGCGGGGGACGGAGACAGCCCGGUAGCCUGGGACACCUCCAGCUGUCCCGGGACGCAGCUGACUCCUCAGCGAGCCGCCCAGCCCCGGCAGGCGCCGACGCCAGGCGGGACGGCCCGCGACGUGCGCCAGGUACCGCCGGCCGCGGCUGCCCCUCCGCGGCGCUCGCUCACCUCAGCUCCCAGGCGGGAAAGCCCCCGGCUCCUCGCUCACUCCAUGCCCGCUGAGGACGGACGGACGGACGGCGGCUGCCGGCGGUGCCCAAGGCAGGAGGCGCGGGGAGGAGAGGAGAGGGGAGGAGAGGGGUGGCCCGGCCGGCCCCGCCCCGGCCAGCCCCGGCCCCUGUCCCCACCCCAGGGCGCCGGGAGCGCCGAGGCGGGUGCGAAGCAGCAGCCCCCAGGCCAAAAGCCGCGGGCGGGCGGGGGGCAGAGUCCGAGAGCCCUGGGCCGAGCUCCGCGGGACGCCGCGCAGGCAGCGCCGAGCGCGGGGAUGGCCGGCAGGGGCUGCCCCAGCCGUCUGGCUCCCCUGCUGGUGCUCGCCCUGCUCUGGCCGGGCCGCGCCGCCGCGGCGGCUGAGGGUGAAAAGGGCUUUCCUGGUGUUCCAGGUCCGCCUGGUCAUAGGGGGUUUCCUGGUCCAGAAGGGCCUCCAGGGCCACAGGGACCAAAGGGUUCUCCAGGGCUUACGGGCUUAGUUGGACCCAAAGGUAUACGAGGAGUCCCAGGAAUACCUGGAUUUUCAGGUCCCCCAGGACUUCCAGGUGAACCGGGAACUGUUGGCCCUCCUGGGCGCUCGGGUGUUCCAGGAUGCAAUGGCACAAAGGGUGAUCGAGGUUUUCCAGGUCCUCCAGGUAGAAGAGGUGCUCCAGGCAUUCUAGGUAUUGCUGGUAUCAAAGGAGAGAAGGGGUGCCCUGCAGAUGGAUAUAACCAAGGGUAUGGUGCAAAAGGUGAUCCUGGAUUGCCAGGAAUGCCUGGACUUCAGGGUGCCCAGGGUGCUCAAGGAUAUCCCGGGGAGCUUGGACCACAGGGUCCUCCAGGAGCUUCAGGCAUGCCAGGGAGAGCAGGACCUCCUGGACCUAAGGGUCUUAUGGGACUGAAAGUAAUAGGAACCAAAGGAAGAAAGGGUGACACUGGGUUAACUGGACCCCCUGGACCACCAGGAACCGUUAUUGUGACAUUAAGUGGACCAGACAACACAACGGACUUGAAAGGAGAGAAAGGAGAAAAAGGAUCAAGAGGACUUCCAGGGCCAAUGGGGUUCACAGGGCCUGUUGGUGAUUCUCAAAGUGAAAAGGGUGACCAAGGAGAACCCGGAGCACAGGGUAAACCUGGAAAAGAAGGUGCCCCAGGUCCACCUGGCUUACCGGGACAAAAGGGUGAACAGGGCAGACCAGGACUGGCUGGCAGGCAAGGAGCUAAGGUAUUGUCUAAUGGUUUUGUUGUUGCUUUUGAGGAUGAGCAUAAGACGGAGUAUUAUGAUAGUGUUGUUGGUGAAAAAGGAGAUGAAGGACCCCCCGGACCUCCAGGACCAAAAGGUCAACGUGGCAUGCCUGGACCACAGGGUCCUCCUGGAGGUGCUGGUAGACCAGGUGUGUCAAGACCUGGUCUGAGAGGUCCCCCAGGAUUUCCUGGGCCAAAAGGAACAAAAGGAGAGAAAGGACAGACUGGCUUGUGUAUUGUAGGCCCUCCAGGACUACCUGGUAUUACUGGCAGACCUGGUUCUGUUGGAUUACCAGGUCCUCCAGGAGAACCAGGUAGAGUAACAUUUAGAACAGGCUUACCAGGACUUCCUGGAGAGCCAGGGUGUACAGGACCUCCGGGACCUCCAGGAGAUACGGGCGUUAAAGGUGAUGAAGCUUACGUGUGUACUGAUUGCAGCUAUAUUCCGGGAAUACCUGGUCUUCCUGGUUCUCCUGGGCCACAAGGCCAGGAUGGCAUGCCUGGUAGAGAAGGAACAAGAGGUCCAAAAGGUUCUCCAGGUUCUCCAGGAGCACCAGGGUUUCCAGGAGCUCAAGGACCUCCAGGUUUUCGAGGAGAUCAAGGACGUAAAGGAUCAAAAGGUGAGCCAGGUUACGUAUAUCCAGAAGGGCCAAAGGGUGAGCGAGGAGAUCCAGGGGCCAGAGGAGAUAAAGGAAGAAAAGGUUCAAGUGGAUUUCUGGGAAGACCUGGCUCUAAAGGAUGCAAGGGCUCUAAAGGUGAAGAGGGAUUGGCUGGUUCAAAAGGAGACAGAGGACUACCUGGAUUGCCUGGCAGUCUUGGUCUUCCUGGAGAGAUGGGGCUUCCUGGACUGCCAGGAUAUGGACCACAAGGAAUAAGAGGUUUCAAAGGCUCUAAAGGAGUACCUGGUCCACCUGGAUUACCUGGAGAAGCUGGUCUGAAAGGAGAGACCACUAGGAUAACUCCAUUACCUGCAUCGCCAGGACCUCAAGGACCAGAUGGUUUACCUGGACCCCCGGGAGUGCCUGGUAGGGUUGGAGCAAGAGGUCAGCCGGGUGAUUCAGGACAUCUAGGACCAACAGGUGACACAGGCUUUCCAGGGCUUGGGUUUCCUGGAAACCCAGGUCCAAAAGAACAGCUGGAUGCGGAGUGGCCUUUGUGGUUCAAGUAUAUCAACAGUGACUGGUAUAAACUCAGCUCUAUUGACCUGCUUUAUGAACAUAUUGAUUUGCUGGGUGACCCAGGCAUGGUUAUUCCUGGGGAGCCAGGUAGACUGGGUUCACCAGGAGGUCAUGGCAUUCCUGGCUCAAAGGGUGAUACUGGAUUUCCAGGACUUCAAGGCCUACCAGGGCGUGCUGGACAUGAUGGUGAUGAUGGCCUAAGAGGAGAUCGUGGCUCACCUGGAGUUCCUGGAGAUCCAGGUUUUCCAGGGAAACCUGCUGAAUGUCUUACUGGCCUGCCAGGUUUGCCAGGUGGCCAGGGAGCUACCGGCCCACCAGAUCUAAUGUUGAGCCCUCAAACAGGCAGAGUUCAAGAAGAGUUUCAUGCUCAUGAAAGCAAGAUAGAGAUGAAGGUUUAUUUUCCAGACACAUGUACCAUACUUGAUUGUCAUGCAUUUUUCAUAGGAGGAAGAGGUUCACGAGGUUCAAAAGGAAAGCUAGGUCCUCCUGGCUUGAGUAUCCCAGGAAUCUAUGGAGAGCCUGGGGAACCUGGAUUAAUAGGUCUUCAGGGAAAUACGGGAUUACCUGGUGCCAAGGGACAGUCUGGACGGCCAGGAAUCUCUGGCGUGCCAGGCUCAAGGGGAGAGCCAGGUAUAAUAGGCCUGUUAGGAAUUCCUGGACACCCAGGCAUGAUUGGAAGACCAGGCAACCCGGGUAGCAGAGGUUCUUCUGGCUUCCCAGGACUGAAGGGAAGAAAAGGGUUUCUUGGAGCAAAAGGCGAACCAGGUGAUAAAGGUUUUCCUGGACCAUCUGAGACCUUGGUUGGCAUUGGGAAUAAAGGAGAGCAAGGCUUAAAAGGAGUUCAAGGAAGAAUGGGUCUAAGAGGAGAAAAAGGUGAUGCUGGUGUGCAAGGUCCCCCAGGUCUUGAUGGGUCUGAAGGAAUACCUGGUCUACCAGGUGUCAAAGGAUAUAUGGGUCUUCCAGGGAUUCCUGGAGGACAAGGAUUCCCAGGUGCACCAGGAAACAAAGGAGACAUGGGAAUUCCAGGUCCAAAAGGACAGAAAGGAUCUCCAGGCUUUCCAGGACCAUCAGGUGACCCUGGUCCACAGGGCUAUGGUGGCUUUCCAGGUGACAAAGGAGAUCCUGGGUACCCAUCUGCUGGGCCUCCAGGAGAGCCUGGUCCAAAGGGAGAUCCAGGCCCCCCAGGAGUUUUGGGCAGCAAAGGAGAAAAAGGAUCCCAAGGUCAUCCAGGACAUAAAGGAGUACCAGGACCACAUGGGAUCAGAGGUGAAACUGGAAGUGCAGGAAUCCCAGGGAAGCUUGGACCUCCUGGAGAUACUGGUGUUAAAGGACUGCAGGGCCGCCCAGGACAACAGGGCAUUAUAGGCCCUCCUGGUGGUGUUGGACACCCUGGAAAAAAUGGACUUGUUGGUGAAAGAGGUAAUCAAGGUCAGGAUGGUAUGCCUGGUCGCCCAGGAGUAAAGGGAGAACCAGGAGCACCAGGGAGAGGAAUCCCUGGCCUUCGAGGUAUUCCUGGUCAUAGAGGAAUCAAAGGGGACAUGGGCCUGCCUGGUUUUCCUGGGCCACCAGGUAUGAAAGGUCAUCAGGGUGACCAAGGACCCAUUGGACCUCCUGGCUUAGUGGGGUUACCUGGAUUUCAAGGCGCAACAGGCAUGGCAAUUACUGGCCAAAAGGGGAAUAGAGGUAUUGCUGGUGCAGAUGGGAGACCAGGUUUUCCAGGGCCUCCUGGUCUUCCCACUCCCAGCAUGAAAGGAAGCAAAGGUGUUAGAGGGGCAGAUGGCAUACCAGGGCCAACAGGCCCAGAUGGUGACAUUGGUCCUCCCGGUCCAAAAGGAAUAGAAGGUCGAUCAGGUUAUCCUGGUGCUAGAGGGGACCCUGGAUUUCUUGGAUUCCCAGGUGUAAAAGGAGAAAAGGGUAAUCAAGGACCCCCUGGACCACAAGGUGCAGAAGGGCCAAGGGGACCAAAGGGCCAGCGUGGUCCACCUGGAGUCCCUGGGAGAAUAUUCUCUGUCCCAGGAAGCAAGGGUCCUCCUGGACUGCCAGGAAUCCCAGGAACACCAGGUGAUCAAGGAAUUCAAGGGAUUCCUGGACUACAAGGACCUAAAGGAGUAAAAGGUCUACCAGGAAGUUUUGGUCAUCCAGGUCAACCAGGACUGCCUGGUCCGAAAGGAGACACGGGAUUUCCAGGACAAAGAGGACAACCUGGACUGAUUGGCUUUCCAGGUCUACAGGGGUUACCUGGAUCACCAGGUACUAUCACUGCUGGUCCAACAAGAAGAGGUUUUAUGUUUACCCGGCAUAGUCAGUCAACAAAGAUUCCUUCAUGCCCACAUGGGACAUCACAGAUUUAUGUUGGCUAUUCGCUGCUUUUUGUACAAGGAAAUGAACGAGCACAUGGACAAGAUCUUGGAACAGCUGGUAGCUGCUUGCAGAGAUUUACCACCAUGCCAUUCUUAUUCUGUAACACCAAUGAUGUUUGUAGUUUUGCUUCUCGCAAUGACUAUUCAUACUGGCUGUCAACUGCAUCAGUAAUGCCAGUAGACAUGGCACCGAUUUCUGGCAGGGCACUAGAGCCCCAUAUAAGCAGGUGUGUUGUCUGUGAAGGAGCUGCAAUGGUAAUAGCAGUUCACAGCCAAACAACUGUAGUUCCUGCAUGUCCAGAAGGCUGGAUAUCUCUCUGGAAGGGUUUUUCUUUUGUUAUGUAUACAAGUGCCGGCUCAGAAGCUUCUGGCCAAGCAUUGGCAUCUCCUGGAUCUUGUUUGGAAGAAUUUCGAGCCAUCCCAUUCAUAGAGUGCCAUGGCAGGGGGACAUGCAACUACUACACAAAUUCCUAUAGUUUCUGGUUGGCAUCGUUAAAUCCAAGAAGAAUGUUCAGGAAACCUCUACCACAGACUUUGAAAGCAGGAGAACUAGAAAAUAUCAUCAGCCGUUGUCAGGUCUGCAUGAAGAGACCAGUCUAA